UUCAUAGUAAUUAACCGAGUCUGCCUUGACAUUUUUAUUGUCCCUUUGGUUUUACCGCAUGAAUUUACACAAUGCUUUAUGUAAAGAGAUGUAAAGAGAGUUUAGAGGAGUUGCCUCCAGAUAUGCAGUGAAACUGAUUGUUGUUCACAUAUGAAGUGUGUUCGUAGCUUAAACACAACCCAUUCUGAUUACUAUAUAGUCCAAAACAUGGCGCCUUUCUUUCUCUUUUUCUUUCUGAAACAUCGAUUAUGAGCGCAUAUUUAUUUAUUUAUUCUGGGGUUAUAAGAAAGGCGGAACUAUAGAGAUGUGAACGUUUAUUCUGAACAUCUUUUCUGUGUAACCUGUGAUUGACUCUCAGCCUAUAAUAACAUGCUGUCUGGGCAGUUAUUUGAGUUCAGGCUGUGUUAAGGUGUUGUCUCUAGUGCCCCACCCUCUUUAAUCCUACAGGUAAUGAGCCAUUGAUGAUGGAUACAUUUUGCGAUUUUGUUUUAUUUAAACACUUUUUUUUUUUUUUUUUAAAUCACUUUAGACGAUCUUCGACUGCUAUGGCCACAUCCUACAUCGCAUUGUAUAGGCUACUAAAUAGUCUAUGAAACUAGUGGAGUAUUAUUCUGACCCAGGCUACUAUUUAAUACCAUAGCAUGCGGUUCUGGAUGUAGAUCUGAAUGUUUAUAAUCUGAACUUUUCCAGUGUUUUUUUUAGACUGUGUAGAAAUGUUGAUGUUAGAAGGGAUUUAUUUGUUCUGUUCAAGGCUGGUCUUUGUAUCACUUCUGGGCUGUUCUCGGCAUGAUGGCGCCACUUUCCUGCUUUAAAAACGUUUGAAAGCUUAACAAAAUUCACAAGAUGGAAAUGGUGCCAUUAGUCAUUCGUCACCUUUCAGAGGCGCGUUUUCACCGUCGUGUCUCUGGCGCUCGGUUACAUAACGUGCACUUUAUUAUUAUUGGAGAACACGUGUUCACAGAAAGAAGAAGAAGAGAAAGUAGGCUAAACAUAUCCAGGUGGCCAGUAAUGAAGCGGCCGAGGAUGUCGGCAUCAGAUUCAGACUGUUCCAUCGACUGGCUGGCCAGUGAUGAUGAUCAGGACAAUGACAGUGAGCUGGAGACUGAAUGUGAUCGAGAGCAGGACACAUUGCCCACUACGCCUGCAGCUCAGAACAGCUGUGGCCCUCAAACCUGCAGGAAAAGCAGUGACACCUCAGUGAAGGAUAGGGAGGACAGGAGCUGCAGGAGCAGUCCCCCCUCCAGCCCAAGCAGCUCUUUCAGCCCUGGAGUCAGGGAGCCUUCACCAUCGGGACAGGAAGACAUGUCUGGCCACAGCUGCAUCUCAGGAAGCCCUAAAGGCAAAAGCAGACAGGCGCAAAAGAGAGCACGGUGCCUGCCAGUGCCGGAGCAAAAAGAAAAGCAGCUCACAGCCAGCCCAACCGAGAAGGACAAGCUGUUUGCGUGCAAGUGUGUGGAGUUGCAGUGCUAUAUUCACCCACUCUCCUCGAUCCUGAAUGGCCUCCGUUCUGGAAGAUACAGAGAACGGCUCAGCACUUUCCAGGAGAGUGUAGCCAUGGAUCGGAUCCAGAGAAUAAUGGGGGUCCUUCAGAAUCCUUGUAUGGGUGAACGAUAUAUUGACAUCAUCCUGAAAAUGGAGGAAAUGUUGAAGACCUGGUUCCCUAACAUAAAACCCAGCCACCAAACCACCACUGUGGAGCUGACACAAGAGACCACCCUGUUGAAAAAACCCAAGUUGUCCUCGGCUCCAGCCACCAUUUCUGCCGGUCUCUUCAACUCUGGGACUGCUGGAGCUUCUCCUGUGGCUGCUAAGGCCAUGCGAGUCAGUGACCUCAUCCUUUCAGCAUCUUACUCUGCCACCAAUCUGAAAUGGCUCCACACAUCUCCUAUCUGCUCGCCCACUGCUGAGCAGGGCCAGCGCACAGUCCGGAACUUGCUAACAGCACACAGGGACGAGGAUGUGACACAGGACAACUCUGUUUCCUCCACAAUCGACACCCCUGAACUGAACAUGGACUAUGUGCCAAGUCAGCCACCUCCAGGAAAGAUCAGUGCCCCAUGCCUGGAGAGACUACUGAAAUCCACAGAGAGCAUCAUCAACCACAAAGCCUCCAGGGGGACGAGCAGUAUGGGCACUGGCACCUUGUCCUAGUCCACAGAGACUGUGCUUUGGGUAAUCGGAGCCUAAACAGCAGGCACUCCUAUUAUCUCAUGCCAGUGCACUCGAGCGCACCCCAGCGCAAACCCCCUGCUCCAUUUCAGCCUUCAGGGGAGACACAGAGCAUAGCUAUGGCCAAACCUAGCACCUAGAUGGACAGAUACACAUGCAUCAGCGGGUCACUGGUCUGGCAGUGCGUCCUCAUCUAAUUUGGGUUUGUCAGCUUUGAAUCCUCUCGGGUGUAUUACAGUUUGUCUCCCAGAUCUGCCUGGUGAGACAGAGGACUGGUGGCUUGAUGUGUGGAGGCAGCAUAUUGGUAUCUGUGAAUAAAGGAAACCAUUACUUCAGAAGGGGAUGGGAAAAGCAGGAGUAAUGCAUUUCUAGGGAACACUUCAGAUAUUCCAAUGUGUUGGUGAUCUCCAUUGUAGUUGUAGAUAAAAGAUGUUGGAUGAAUGUGAAUUUUGCUUCUUUUUUUUUCUUUUCAUCCGCUCCACUGGAGUCGGUUAAUGUGACUGUUACUUCAUAGGUAUAAACCUUAAGCUUAGAUUUUGGUACAACGGUUCUACCUCAAUCUGACACCAUGUCAAUGGUUGUGUAUGGAACGAAUAAGAACUAACGUUCACUGAUGUAGAAUCAGAAAGAGGGAGCCUGCUAAGAUCAAGGUGAGCCAGAUUUGCCUGUAGUGCCGGGGUCUUGGGAAUGAGCUUUUUUUUUCUCUGCAAGGAGAAGCUCCACAGGCCUGACUGGUGCCAAUGUAUAGAAUGUGAACUGCAAAUUUCUUUUUUUGUGUGUGUGCUUGUGUUCUUUCUUUCAAUGAGGGUCUCGAAGUUUGAGGGCAUCCAGUGCCUGUUUAAUUUGAUGUCAAGCUGUGCCUGUACACUGGUUUUGAAGUGAAUGAGAACCACCUGGAUACCUGCAACCUCUGAAGGAUGGACUAGAAUGAAUCAGACAGGAACCUUCAUAACUCCUGGCAUCAGAUACUUAGCUUAAAAGUUUGCAUACUCUGUGGUCAAGUGGGAUGAUGACGUUUCUGUUUGCUGCAGAGUAGAUAAUAGACUGAGAGAUAGGUAUUCAAAGUUUGUGUAAAAAUUUGAAGCUGUUAAUCUACCCUUGCAAAGUGGCCUUUAUAGUGUGAUUAUUUUAUACUUUAAAAAUAAAUGUGGUUAUAUUUGUUUGGCGUA
Molecule: messenger RNA, 3338 nt
Organism: Ictalurus furcatus (blue catfish)
Lineage: Eukaryota; Metazoa; Chordata; Actinopteri; Siluriformes; Ictaluridae
Product: circadian-associated transcriptional repressor
Exons: 6
Coding region: 844-2151 (435 amino acids)
Biological process (GO): negative regulation of DNA-templated transcription; circadian regulation of gene expression
Cellular component (GO): nucleus
Molecular function (GO): RNA polymerase II cis-regulatory region sequence-specific DNA binding
Source: RefSeq, a predicted model, not a curated record